AUGGGAUCUAGAUGGGACCUAGAUGGGACUUAUGUUAGAUGGACCGAUCGACCCGCCAGCGACCUGCCAGUAACCUGCCAGCGACUUGCCAGCGACCUGCCAGCGACCUGCCAGCAACCUGCCAGCGACCUGCCAGCGACUCGCCAGCGACCUGCCAGCGACCUGCCAGCGACCUGCCAGCGACCCGCCAGCAACUCGCCAGCGACCCGCCAGCGACCCGCCAGCAACCCGCCAGCGACAUGCCAGCGACCUGCCAGCAACUCGCAAGCGACCUGCCAGCGACCUGCCAGCAACUCGCAAGCGACCUGCCAGCGACCUGCCAGCGACCCGCCAGCGACCCGCCAGCAACUCGCUAGCGACCUGGAAGCAACCCGCCAGCAACUCGCCAGCGACCCGCCAGCGACCCGCCAGCAACCCGCCAGCGACCUGCCAGCGACCUGCCAGCAACUCGCAAGCGACCUGCCAGCGACCUGCCAGCAACUCGCCAGCGACCUGCCAGCAACCCGCCAGCGACCUGCCAGCAACCUGCCACCAACUCGCCAGCAACCUGCCAGCAACUCGCCAGCGCCCUGCCAGCAACUCGCCAGCGACCUGCCAGCGACCUGCCAGCAACUCGCCAGCGACCCGCCAGCGACCUGCCAGCGACCUGCCAGCGACCUGCCAGCAACUCGCCAGCAACCUGCCAGCAACCUGCCUGCGAAUCGCCAUCGACCUGCCAGCGACUUGCCAGCAACCUGCCAGCGACCCGCCAGCAACUCGCCAGCGACCCGCCAGCGACCCGCCAGCAACCCGCCAGCGACAUGCCAGCGACCUGCCAGCAACUCGCAAGCGACCUGCCAGCGACCUGCCAGCAACUCGCCAGCGACCUGCCAGCGACCUGCCAGCGACCCGCCAGCGACCCGCCAGCAACUCGCUAGCGACCUGGAAGCAACCCGCCAGCAACUCGCCAGCGACCCGCCAGCGACCCGCCAGCAACCCGCCAGCAACCUGCCAGCGACCUGCCAGCAACUCGCAAGCGACCUGCCAGCGACCUGCCAGCAACUCGCCAGCGACCUGCCAGCAACCCGCCAGCGACCUGCCAGCAACCUGCCACCAACUCGCCAGCAACCUGCCAGCAACUCGCCAGCGCCCUGCCAGCAACUCGCCAGCGACCUGCCAGCGACCUGCCAGCAACUCGCCAGCGACCCGCCAGCGACCUGCCAGCGACCUGCCAGCGACCUGCCAGCAACUCGCCAGCAACCUGCCAGCAACCUGCCUGCGAAUCGCCAUCGACCUGCCAGCGACUUGCCAGCAACCUGCCAGCGACCUGCCAGCAACUCGCCAGUGACCAGCCAGCAACUCGCCAGCGACCUGGAAGCAACCUGCCAGCGACUUACCAGCGACCUGCCAGCAACUCGCCAGGGACCUGCCAGCGACCUGCCAGCGACGUGCCAGCAACUCGCCAGCGACGUGCCAGCAACUCGCCAGCGACCUGCCAGCAACUCGCCAGCGACCUGCCAGCAACCUACCAGCGACUUGCCAGCGACCUGCCAGCGACCUGCCAGCAACUCGCCAGCGACCUGCCAGCGACCUGCCAGCGACCCGCCAGCGACCCGCCAGCAACUCGCUAGCGACCUGGAAGCAACCCGCCAGCAACUCGCCAGCGACCCGCCAGCGACCCGCCAGCAACCCGCCAGCGACCUGCCAGCGACCUGCCAGCAACUCGCAAGCGACCUGCCAGCGACCUGCCAGCAACUCGCCAGCGACCUGCCAGCAACCCGCCAGCGACCUGCCAGCAACCUGCCACCAACUCGCCAGCAACCUGCCAGCAACUCGCCAGCGCCCUGCCAGCAACUCGCCAGCGACCUGCCAGCGACCUGCCAGCAACUCGCCAGCGACCCGCCAGCGACCUGCCAGCGACCUGCCAGCGACCUGCCAGCAACUCGCCAGCAACCUGCCAGCAACCUGCCUGCGAAUCGCCAUCGACCUGCCAGCGACUUGCCAGCAACCUGCCAGCGACCUGCCAGCAACUCGCCAGCGACCAGCCAGCAACUCGCCAGCGACCUGGAAGCAACCUGCCAGCGACUUACCAGCGACCUGCCAGCAACUCGCCAGGGACCUGCCAGGGACCUGCCAGCGACGUGCCAGCAACUCGCCAGCGACGUGCCAGCAACUCGCCAGCGACCUGCCAGCAACUCGCCAGCGACCUGCCAGCAACCUACCAGCGACUUGCCAGCGACCUGCCAGCGACCUGCCAGCAACUCGCCAGCGACCUGCCAGCGACCUGCCAGCGACCCGCCAGCGACCCGCCAGCAACUCGCUAGCGACCUGGAAGCAACCCGCCAGCAACUCGCCAGCGACCCGCCAGCGACCCGCCAGCAACCCGCCAGCGACCUGCCAGCGACCUGCCAGCAACUCGCAAGCGACCUGCCAGCGACCUGCCAGCAACUCGCCAGCGACCUGCCAGCAACCCGCCAGCGACCUGCCAGCAACCUGCCACCAACUCGCCAGCAACCUGCCAGCAACUCGCCAGCGACCUGCCAGCAACUCGCCAGCGACCUGCCACGACCUGCCAGCAACCUGCCAGCGACUUGCCAGCAACUCGCCAGCGACCUGCCAGCAACCUGCCAGCGACUCGCCAGCGACUCGCCAGCAACCUGCCAGCAACUCGCCAGCGACCUGGAAGCAACCUGCCAGCGACUUGCCAGCGACCUGCCAGCAACUCACCAGCGACCUGACAGCGACCUGCCAGCAACUCGCCAGCGUCCUGCCAGCAACCUACCAGCGACUCGCCAGCGACCUGCCAGCGACCUGCCAGCGACCUGCCAGCAACUCGCCAGCGACCUGCCAGCAACCUACCAGCGACUUGCCAGCGACCUGCCAGCGACCUGCCAGCAACUCGCCAGCAACCUGCCAGCGACCUGCCAGCAACUUGCCAGUGACCUGCCAGCGACCUGCCAGCGACUCGCCAGCGACCUGCCAGCAACUCGCCAGCGACCUGCCAGCAACUCGCCAGCGACCUGCCAGCAACUCGCCAGUGACCUGCCAGCGACUCGCCAGCAACCAGCCAGCAACCUGCCAGCAACUCACCAGCGACCUGCCAGCAACUUGCCAGUGACCUGCCAGCGACCUGCCAGCGACUCGCCAGCAACCUGCCAGCGACCUGCCAGCAACUCGCCAGCGACCUGCCAGCGACCUGCCAGCGACCCGCCAGCGACCCGCCAGCAACUCGCUAGCGACCUGGAAGCAACCCGCCAGCAACUCGCCAGCGACCCACCAGCGACCCGCCAGCAACCCGCCAGCGACCUGCCAGCGACCUGCCAGCAACUCGCAAGCGACCUGCCAGCGACCCGCCAGCAACUCGCUAGCGACCUGGAAGCAACCCGCCAGCAACUCGCCAGCGACCCACCAGCGACCCGCCAGCAACCCGCCAGCGACCUGCCAGCGACCUGCCAGCAACUCGCCAGCGACCCGCCAGCGACCUGCCAGCGACCUGCCAGCGACCUGCCAGCAACUCGCCAGCAACCUGCCAGCAACCUGCCUGCGACUCGCCAUCGACCUGCCAGCGACUUGCCAGCAACCUGCCAGCGACCUGCCAGCAACUCGCCAGCGACCAGCCAGCAACUCACCAGCGACCUGCCAGCAACUUGCCAGUGA
Messenger RNA from Planococcus citri (citrus mealybug), 3636 nucleotides. Its product is annotated as mucin-17-like. NCBI's taxonomy places the organism in Eukaryota, Metazoa, Arthropoda, Insecta, Hemiptera, Pseudococcidae. The transcript has 3 exons. Bases 1 to 3636 code for a protein of 1211 amino acids. The record is from RefSeq and is a predicted model, not a curated record.